Thunnus maccoyii (southern bluefin tuna) is the source of this 10709-nucleotide messenger RNA. It is a transcript of the gene prrc2c, whose product is annotated as proline-rich coiled-coil 2C. Bases 429 to 8960 code for a protein of 2843 amino acids. The transcript is spliced from 34 exons. The record is from RefSeq and is a predicted model, not a curated record. Gene Ontology annotation, biological process: cell differentiation. NCBI's taxonomy places the organism in Eukaryota, Metazoa, Chordata, Actinopteri, Scombriformes, Scombridae.
UUGUGCGACAGGCCGCGGCUCGAGCGGGGCCUCACUCAACUAGAAAAACGGUGUGGCACCAGGUAACGGGUGCGGAGAGACACACGGAACCACGGGACGCCCGCGCACCGGUUCCCACAGUAACGGCCGAACCGACAAGGACAGACUGGCGGCUUGAAACGGCGCAGAAGACACAAAAACAGAAGCCGUGCAUGUGGAGAGCGGUUUGUUGGCAGCCAACGAGCAGAGCAGCUAACCGUCGUUAGCGGGCUAGCCAGCUUUUGUAAUCUGCCGGCCAGACUCAUAUUCGUCCACCGCAAACCAGGCCGAAACCGGAUCCAGAAGUCAAGCUGUACGACAAGCGAAAGGACAAAGAAGGCACCGGCGGUGGCAGGAGGCUGGUUCUGGGGGCGAGGCCAAAGGACCAGACUCAAUGAGUUUCCAGCGAAAUGUCCGAGAAGUCAGGGCAGAGCACCAAGGCAAAGGAUGGCAAAACAAAGUAUGCAACCCUUAGCCUCUUCAACACCUAUAAGGGCAAAUCUCUGGAAACCCAGAAAACUGCAGUGGCAGCCAGACAUGGGCUCCAGAGUUUGGGCAAAGUUGCUGUCAGCCGGCGUAUGCCCCCUCCGGCCAACCUGCCCAGCCUGAAGGCAGAGAACAAGGGAAACGACCCCAACGUCAACAUUGUCCCCAAAGACGGUAGUGGCUGGGCAUCCCGAUCUGAGGGAGGGGAAGAGAGGCAACAGGAGACCCCCCCACCCCAGAACAAACCAGCAGUGCUCCAGUCACAAGAGCUUUCUAUUGGGGGCAGUCGUUCCUGGGCCAACAGCAAGCAGACACAGCCAGACGGAGCUCCUCGUGUGAGCAGCCAUUUUCACCAGGAGUUUCCCAGCUUGCAGGCGGCUGGUGAGGUCGAGAAAGACGGUCAAGAGGAGGAGCCUUAUGGACCAGGCCCCAGCCUCAGACCUCAAAAUGUUGGCAGUUGGCGUGAAGGUGGAGGCAGGAAUUUAAACACUGCACCCAGCCCCCCUGAGAUGGAGAACAGGGCUCCAGAGGAGGGUAGUACGGCCCCUGGUACCUCUUCACCUCCUGAAGAAGCUGAUGAGCCUGGACGAAAUGUAACCACUGACGGCCAGAAGGAGAAGAGGGAUGGCAGGGAGAGGUUGCCCCCCUCUGCCCCUCCUCAGCCUAAACUUAAUGGGGGGCAGCAGCCUCCUGCUGGGGUGCCAACACACUUCGACCCCGCUUUCAGGAGCAUGAUGCCACCCUACAUGUUCCACGCCUAUCCUCAAAUGACUUUUGGCCCAGGGCAAGCAAACUUCAGAUACCCUGUACCACAAGAUGGAGCAAAGAUGAUCAGGGGUCCUCGCUCAGCACGACCCCAGCAGCCGCCCCCUCAGUCCUGGCUCCAGGACCCAGAUAGACCCUCUAUCAUUAGCGCCACAGAACUGAAGGAGCUGGACAACUUAGACACUGAUGCUGAUGAGGGCUGGGCAGGAGCUCAGAUGGAGGUGGACUACACUGAGAAACUAAACUUCAGCGAUGAUGAGGAGAACCAAGCUGCUAAAGACAAAGGAGAAAACUGGGAAUGGAUGGGUAAAGUGGAUCGUAUAAGAUCACGGCCACCAGACAGUCAGGAAGGCUGGAAGGAGGGGUCUGAGGAUCGUGGAGGCAGUAAAACGUCAUGGGCCGACAGCGUAGAUCCAAGAGCGCCUUCACCUGGCAGUAUGGGGCAGUACAAUAAAGCAGCUGCUCCACAGGACUACCAGGGUGGCGGUCGUUCUGUUGUUGCUGGGGCUCCACGUGGGAGCAAACCAUCGGCUACAGCGGCACCUGGUGCCGAUGAGGACUCUGAGGCCUGGCGACAGAAGCGCAAGAAGCCUUCAGACGUUUCUGAAGCUGUAGAGCGAGCAAGAAGGAGGAGAGAGGAAGAGGAACGGCGGAUGGAAGAACAGCGGCUUGCUGCUUGUGCUGAAAAACUUAAACGUCUCAAUGAAAAACACCGCCAGGCAACUGAGGGCAAAUCUUCCCCAGCUCUGACCACCAACGAUGAGGCAGGAGCUGCCCAUGAAGAAGCUUCCUCGUCAGCUCCUGCUCCUGCAUCCAGUCCUGUACCUUCAAUCCCAGUUUCACAAUCACCGGCCCCAAUCAUGCAAGCUCCUCUACCCGAGAGGGUGGAUCGAGACAGGGAGAGGAUUGAGCGAGAAAGAGAGAGAGUCGAACCAAAUGUAGAGGAGGAGGUUCACUUGCCUCGUCAACCCGGCUCCCCAGUCCAGCGACCUGUGGCCAAAGCUCCAGAGCCGCAGAGCGAAGGAGAGAGCACCUUGGCUGAGGUCGGCCCCUUGACGGAGGAAAACCAGGCUGACAGGACAACAGUGCCUAUUCGAGACUAUUUCAACAUAGAGGACAGCAGAGUGGAUGAGCCCCACCUGCCGAUACCUCACAUGGACACCCCCAGUGGUGAGGAAGUCCCUGUGGCACCACCACAACUGGAGGGAGAAGCAGCAGCUGCUAUACGUCCCUCACUCACCUCAGGCUAUUCCAAACAGUUUCAGAAAUCUCUGCCGCCUCGCUUCCUCAGACAGCAGGAGCAGAUGAAGCAGCAACAAUGGCAACAACAGCAACAGCAGAGUGGGGGCUCCGUGUCACCAUCAGGUGGUGGUGGAGUUCCAGCUACCCAACAACAACAGCAGCAGCAGCAGCAACAGCAGCAGCAACACCGCUCCAUGUAUCAACCCAUGGGCCCCCAUCACCAGCACCUGGCCUCCAUGGGGUUUGACCCCCGCUGGCUCAUGAUGCAGUCCUACAUGGACCCCCGCAUGAUGUCUGGACGUCCUCCCAUGGAUAUGCCAGCUAACAUUCACCCUGGGAGGAUGCCCCCUAAGCAGAUUGUGCGCAGAGAGCCAGGUGACAACUCCAGCUCUAGCUCUGACUCCUUUGACCACUUGACGCGACCAAUUCGUGACCAUGGCCUGCCCUCAGACUCAAGGAUGGUAUGGGGAUCUGACCCAUACCCACAGUCAGAACCAUUACCGUCUGUAACUCCACCAAAAGGACGGGAAGAUAACAAGGAGCCGAGGAUGGAGUCUGGUUUGGAUCUAGACAGGGGUCUCCCAGCUAUGUACCCCCAGGACCACAGUGCAUUGGACUCUCGUAAAAGUAACUUCUUUCGGGACCCCACAGAGUCCCUGUCUGCGUUUUCCCAGGGCCCAGAGGAUGUGCCGGGGCCUUUAGAUAGAGUCCCUGUUGGCUCAGGCUUUGAUCCUGAGGAGUCAGGCCUACCAAGUGGGGAAGAGGUAGAAGCUCUAGGUCAAGCUAUGCUCCAGAGGAGUGUCUCCCAAGGCUCGAGCCACUCCCUCAAGCUGGAUGAGCCCAGGUUUGAUGGGCUACCUCUGGGAACAAAAUCACUAGAGCUUCAGGACACAGUGGAUAGGGCUGAGGAUAAGCCUCAGUAUGAGCUCUACUCACAGGCUGCAGUGACCAGCAACAGGGCAACACCCCCUGCUGAUGGACUCCACAAACAAGAGAAGCUGCCUCUGCCGGCACCUAGCAAGCAGAAAGCUGAUCUGCGCUGGGGUGGGAGAUCUAGCACUGGGCGUAGAGAAGGACCAGGAGGAGAGAGACCUGUCCGCAGGUCUGGGCCAAUAAAAAAGCCUGUCCUAAGGGACAUGAAAGAAGAGAGGGAGCAAAGAGAGGAGAGAGAAAAGCGUCACGAGAGAGGGGAAAGAGGAGAAAGGACCAAAAAAGAUCAGUCCUCUAAAGCUCCUUCUGCAGCUGCUGCUGUGUCUGAGGGCUCCAGACCUCAGGGUGAGGGGAAGAGAGAAACUCCUGAGGCUGAGGAAACUCAGACUGGCCUUCAGAGAGCCAGAGACUCCCAGCCUUCCUCUGGGGCUCCCACCUCUUCCUCUCAGGAGGAGAAAGCAGACAAACCUCCCAGCAACGACAAACAUCCAGAACCCAAACUGCCCUCCAGGAAAGAGUCCAAUCUACCUCCGCGUGCCUACCGACGAGAAGAGAGAGAAAGGGAACGUGAGAGGGAGAAGGAAAUGGACAAGGACAGAGAAAGAGAGUGGCCUGCUGACUCAAGUUUCAAAGGACGUGGUCGAGGAGAGUAUUACUCCAGAGGACGGAGCUACAGGGGGACAUACAGUGGCCGAGGCAGGGGUAGUCGUGGUCGAAGCCGGCCAGAGUACCCUUACCGAGAACCUCGAUCACGGUCUGACUUACCUUCUGCUGGUGGUGCUGCUGCCUUUCGUAACAGGGAGGAAAGUGAGACUCGCAGUGAGAGUUCAGACUUUGAGGUUAUACCGAAACGCAGACGACGCCGUGGCUCGGACACAGAUUCUGAAAGUGAAGGUGGGAGGGAGUCUGCUAGUGAUACUGGACCUUCUGAUCGUGAGCCUAGCACGAAACCUAGCCGUCCACUGAGACGUGAGCUCCCCGGGGAGGCCCGGUCUGGCCCACACAAGCCAGGCUUUGGACCUCCUCACAUGGGGGAAAAGGUUGGUUCUAGAGGGGAUGAUGAAGGCAGACCCAAGCCAGGAUUUCUCCCUAAAGGAGAGCCUUCACGGCGAGGAAGAGGAGGAUUAUACAGUAGACGAGGUGGCCAAAGGGAACGUGGAGGCCCUCGUUCAGCCCCUCUUAGACGACCAGCAGCCAGAGAUUCUUCUUCUCAGUGGCCCUCUAAACCCAUGGAGACAUUCAGGCCUGAAGACACAGAGUCCACAUCAAGAUAUGACAAUCCUCCAGCUGACCGACGGCCACCUAAGUCUGAUGGCAAGAAAUUUGGGGACGGGGCUCCUCAGAGUAGCAGAGAAAGGCCUCGUCGAUCCAGACCAGCACGACCCCCCAGGCAAGAUAAACCUCCCCGCUUCCGGCGGCUGAAGGAGCGGGAGGCUGCAGUGUUAGCUAGUGGAGAGGCCCCAAGUCCCCCUGUCCCUCUACCCCCAGUGCCUGCUGCUGCUGUCCCUAAUUCUGCCCCAGCCAAAAUCUCCCUCUCCCCUACCCUGUCUAGAGCUCCAGGAACCCCUGUAACUAUGCCUGCGGAAGUGGCAGCCACUAUGCCCGCACCGAACUUACCCUCUCCUAUAGAAGCACCCUUGCCUGAGACUAGCAGCCCCACCAUCACUGCAGUCGGCACCAAAUCCCCUGACUUGUCCAACCAGAACUCCUCAGAUCAAGCCAACGAGGAAUGGGAAACUGCCUCUGAGAGCAGUGACUUCAACGAAAGGAGAGAACGAGAAGAGAGGAAAGGAGCACUGGAAGCUGCAAAUGAAGCAGCCACUGCUUCUGCCCCUGCUCCUGCACCCUCUCAGGGCUCUUUAACACCCAGUAAAAGCCCCCCUGAUGGAGGGGUGACUCCAAAACGUGAAGGACCUCCUACAGCCAAGAGAAGUUUCUCAAGUCAGAGGCCUACAGAGAGACAGAAUCGUAGAGGCAACAGUGGAGCCAAACCAGGCCGCAGCUACGCAGGGGGCAAGGGGGAGAGGAGGGGAGGGGCCAAAGGCGGCCGCAAAGGCCCUUCAGCUCAGCAAAACUCAGAGGGGACAGCACCAGCUGGAGGAGCAGCUCAAAGACCUACAAAGGAUCAGUCUGCCCGUCGCAAAGAUGAGGCCAAGCAGGCUGCUAAGAAGCCCAAAGAGAAUGCUCUUUCUCAGUUUGAUCUCAAUAAUUAUGCCAGUGUUGUGAUCAUUGAUGAUCACCCAGAGGUCACCACCACAGAGGACCCACAGUCCAGCACCAACGAUGAUGGUUUCACAGAAGUGGUCUCCCGAAAGCAACAGAAACGCCUGCAGGAUGAAGAGAAAAGGAAAAAGGAAGAGCAGACGACUCAGAACUGGGGUAAAAAAGGCUCUGGUGACAAGAGCAGAGGAGGUGGAGGAAAGCUGCCACCAAGAUUUGCUAAAAAACAGUCAUCACAACAGCAACAACAACAACAACAGCAGCAGCAGCAGCAGCAGCAGCAACAACAGCAGCAGCAGCAGCAACAACAACAACAGGCCUCACAGUCUCAGCCUCCUGUAGCCUCCACCCCCCAGGCCCAACAGCAACCCCCCAUUUCUGCCCCCCAGCAUCCUCACCUUGCUCCCUCCCAACCUGCUGCAUCCCCUCAAACUCUGGAAGGAACGGUGGCUCCUCUGUCCUCCAUCCCCCCUGCCACUGUGGACUUUACCUCAAAGAGCCUACCCCCUGCAUCUACGCAGACACACAGCACUCUGGGUACAGAGCUGUGGGAGAACAAGGUAGCAGGCUCCACCGUCCUUUCCGACGUCAAGAAGCUUGGUCCAAUCAGCCCUCCCCAGCCACCUUCUGUGAGUGCCUGGAACAAACCUCUUACCUCCUUUACUGGCACUGUCUCCUCUGAGGGUGUGAAGCCUGGAUCAGAGGGCAGUGUAGAAUUGGCAAUAGACAGUAUUCAGUUUGGAGCACCAUCAUCUGCAGGCAGCACCGACAGUGAUGGAGUUCCAGCAAUGCUAGAAACUGGCUCCGACAACAAAUUACCUGCUCCCAAAGAACAGAGACAGAAACAACCUCGCGCUGGCCCAAUCAAAACACAGAAGCUCCCUGAGAUGGAACCAGUGGAAACCAAGGAGUACAAGCCAGGUCCCAUUGGUAAGGAGCGCUCUCUAAAGAAUCGCAAGGCCAAAGACGCACGUGGAGGAGAAGGCGAGGGGAUGGAGGGAGGAGUAACCGGAGGAGGCGUCAGCAGAGCCACAGAAUCCAGUCCUCCCAUCAGUGACACCACAGUACCAGAGUUGGGAGGAGACAUCGAGGGCAUGAUCACAGUCCCCUCAGCAGAGUACACCAGUAACUCUAAGGAGUCCGUAACAGACUACACCACUCCCUCCUCAUCGCUGGCUGACAGUGUUCCAACAGGAGGCAACAAAAUGGAAGAGAGUUUGGUAGCCAAUGUGGCAUUACCACAUUCGUUGCCCCUUCCUCGGCGAGAGACCCUGCAGCAGAGCUCCAGUCUAAGCACGGUCUCUCCUGCUACUGUUGACCUAACUCUUAAGAUGGAAUCGGCUCGCAAAGCGUGGGAGAACUCCCCGAGUCUGGAGAAGAAUUCUCCGGUCACCUCCUCUUCCUCCCCCAUCACCUCCUGUGCAUCCUCGUACUCCACCUUCUCCUCGGCCUCCAUGCCACAGAUCCCUGUGGCUUCUGUCACCCCCAGCACCUCACUGACAGGUUCUGGUACCUAUACGACAUCAUCCCUUGGCACCAAGACCACCACGGCCUCUGACCCUCCUAACAUCUGUAAGGUGAAGCCCCAGCAGCUGCAGGGUGGAAGCCUGUCCUCCUCCAGCAGUAGCAGUAGCAGCAGCUUCUCUCAGCUGGGCUGUGUGCCUCCCCUACUGCCCCAGCAGCAGACCCCUCAGGUGUACGUCUCCCAGUCUGCAGCAGGUUCUGCAGCUCAGAUUCCAGCCUUCUACAUGGACACUAGCCACCUCUUCAGUACGCCCCACCCUCGCUUGGCUCCUCCCUCCUUGGCGCAGCAGCAAGGCUUCCAGCCCGGCCUGUCGCAGCCAACAGCAGUGCAGCAGAUUCCCAUCCCUAUCUACGCUCCACUGCAAGGUCAGCCUCAGCACCAACACACACACCAGGCCCAGCUAGGACUCAGCACUGGUCCUCCAGUCUCCCAGCCACAGGACUUGUUCAACUCUUCACUGCAGCCUUACAGGUCUCAGCAGGCGUUCAUGCAGAGCAGCCUGUCACAGCCCUCCAUGAUGCUGUCAGGACCAUCAUUGCACAGCUAUCCUGGCGUGCAAGCACCUGAGCUGGGCAAGCCUCAGUCCAGUCUGGCCUAUCAGCAGCCUUCCUCCACCCAGCACAUUCCCAUUCUGUUUGAGCCCCAGCUCAACCAGCCAUCUGGCAUGGGAGGCUCCCAGCUCAUUGACACACACCUGCUUCAGGCUCGACAGGGGAUGAAUCAGCAUUCAAACAUGUACUCAGGGCAGGUGCAACAACAUGGCCAGAGUAGCUACUACAGCAACACCCAAUCGCCCAGUUCAGCAAUGCAACAGGUGACGGUCCCUCUGCCUGGUUCCCAGCUGUCCCUGCCAAACUUUGGCUCGGGUGGAGGUCAGCCCCUCCUGGCACUGCCUCCCACUCCUCCCCAGGCACAGCCCCCCAACAUGAACCGACAGCCCCCAGUCUCCCAGCCGUACCGAGGGAUCAUGGGCCCCAACCACAACAUGAUGCAGCCUCCCACCAGCAAGAUGGACAUGGAUCUGAAACUCUUUGGCACUGGGAUGGAUGUGAAGCCUGGAACCCCACCUGUCAGCGCCAGGAGCACUACACCCACCUCUAGCCCUUACAGGGCCAGCUCCACCUCCCCUUGUAGCCAGUCCAGUAAGAUGAACAGCAUGCUGUACCAGAAGCAGUUUCAGCCCAGCUCUGCCGGCAUGAGAAUGACGCAGCACUUCCCUGGCCAGUUCAACCCACAGAUUCUGUCUCAGCCCAACAUCGUCUCUCCUCUGGUUCGACCUCCUCACGCUAACUCAUUUGCUGGAGGUGUCCAGCGCUCUGCCAUGGGCCCUCCGAUGUCACCCAAUGUGGGUGGCGGUCUGAUGCCUCAUCCCAGACCCCAGCACCCACAGCACAGCCAGCACCCUCCCCGAGGACCACCUGGUCCCUCACUGGGACCCAGAGGCACACAGGCGGCUCUGAAGGCUGAACAGGACCUAAAGGCAAAGCAGCGGGCUGAGGUGCUGCAGUCCACUCAUAAGUUCUUCUCAGAGCAGCAACAGCAGCAGCAGCAACAACAACAACAACAACAACAACAGCAGCAACUCAAGGCCCCGCAAGUUAGCAAAGCAUCUCGGCUUGAUCAGGGAGGAAAGCCUCCCCUCGACACCUCAGCGCCAAACCACCAGACAGGGAGCGAGCGCCCAGAUUCUGACAAACCCCCCAUCUCCACAGCCAAGCCCAUACGGACUGGCCCCAUAAAACCGCAGGCCAUCAAACCAGAAGAGGGCAAGUAAAGAGCUGCACACCCUCUACAGAUGACAAUAUGAAUGGAUGGAAGAGAGGAAGAGAGCCCCAUUCACUCAGUCACCUCCUCAUAUCAGCCCUGGGGGACAGUGUGGGGGGGGAGGAGGAUGGGUGGGAUGGGUAGAGAUCCAGAUGGUAAUGGUUUCUGAGAGUAGACGCUGUCCUGCGUAUACAUAAUCCUCUUCCUCUUCUUUCUUCCCGUCUUGUCCCACUGUAGGUGGGGGCGUUUGAGUUGGAUUCUUCCAUCAUAUUUAGAUGCCGAUAAAAUGGCUGCACAAGUUGUUCCAUAGAAAAUCUACUGUGACGGUAGAUAAAGAGGAGAGCUGGAGAGAAAAAAAAUUGAAAUGAGAUUUGCUGCUGAGUUUGCCAUUUUUAUAGCUCUUCAUUUCUGCUCCUUUUUUAAUCCCCCCCCCCUCCAAAUAGGAUCACGCAUAUUAUAGGAGAAACAUGUUUUGUUAACGAAAGAAUGAAUCAGUUUUGUUUCUGUAGUCAAAACAAUCUUGUUAAGAUGUCAUUUAGUGAAGCACACUUUUUGUUGCCCAAUCUCCCGUCAUAACUAAUCCAGAGAAUUGUGCACGUGGAAAUGCUCUUGCACCUCAUGACCACACGCACGCACUCGCUCAACGGUUUCAUCCACGGUUACCAAAUGGAGACAUGAAAUCAGAAAUUCUGUUGUUUUGUUCCUUUUUUGUUUGACCAGAAUUGAAAUGUGAAAAUUGCAGCAGUUGAUUGAGUUUAAUGAUUGAUUUUAUUGAUUAGUCUGCCUGUGAGCCUUUGCUCCUGCCUUCUGCUCUCAUCUCCUUGCCUGAGAAUUACUGAUGUGUUGGGGUGUGUGUGUCAGGUGUGUGUUUGUGACAUAAACAGGGGGGGAAAAGCUUGUAAGCUGGACUCUCCUGUAUAUAUUUAGCCAAAGGUUAAAGCAGCGCAGAGAUGAUGUCACAGCCUUUAGGAUUGCUGUUGCCGUGGCGGCAGAGUUUUGAUUGGACUGAACAGAAUUACGCGGAAAUGAUCACUACUUUAAAGCAGUUCCAGUUUAGGGGCUACUGUCACACACCCUCUCACCGCUUUCACACCCAUCCUUGCUGUCACACACAAACACACAUGUAUACACACUUCACUGUAAAGCACCCAGACCUGCUGCUAUUGACUGAUUUCAGUGCCCUUAGCUAGAAUAUAGCAGGAUAGGGCUAUUUAGAGGAAUAGAAACGAUGAGGAGUUGAUUGUUGAAACAGUAGAAAAACACGAGUGUGUGUAUAUGUCAACCCUCACAACGAGGGGGAACAAGAACAGGACCGAGAACGACAAAAAAAGAUGAAAUGAGAAGCCUCAAGUUCUGAAGCAUUUGGGCAGAAGGACACUUAUUGUUUUGUUGUCUUUAUUGAUGAGAGCAAUCAGUGCUGUUUUCUGUCUCUGCCUCACCUCCGCUGGCUGUCCCACCCACAAUGCUCUCAUCUCGGGGUUGUGGCGACAAGGGUCCUUCAGAAAUGUACAGUAGUAUGCACCCUGAGGUGGGGAGGACGUCUUCCUCACCUCUGCCCUAGCCGGGGGAAGAGUCCUUGCUUUGGAGGAUGGAUGAGGGAGGGAGGGUAAUGAUUUUUUUUUCUUUUUUUUUUUUUUUUUGUUUUGUUUUUUUUUUGUUGUUGUACUUGUACAGGGGUUUCAUCGAUUAAAAUAUGUACGGUCUUAUUUACAUUCUCUUGGUUUGGUUACAGAAACUAAUAAAAAUAAUAUACUGUUGA